This is a messenger RNA of Myripristis murdjan (pinecone soldierfish), 1376 nucleotides long. It is a transcript of the gene ssu72, whose product is annotated as SSU72 homolog, RNA polymerase II CTD phosphatase. Gene Ontology annotation, molecular function: phosphoprotein phosphatase activity. Gene Ontology annotation, biological process: mRNA processing. Bases 206 to 790 code for a protein of 194 amino acids. The transcript is spliced from 5 exons. Lineage: Eukaryota; Metazoa; Chordata; Actinopteri; Holocentriformes; Holocentridae. The record is from RefSeq and is a predicted model, not a curated record. Gene Ontology annotation, cellular component: nucleus.
UCCGCCAUUUUAACUUCCUCCUUUCGACAGAAGAGAAGUUCACGGUGUUGUCGUUCACUUCAUCCUGUUUUUUUUCUUUAUUUUACUCAGUUCGACCGUGGGGUUCGGCUAGUUCCAGACAUCAAACUUAGCUACCUUUAUUUACAGCCGGCUAGAUUAGUUUACAUCGGCUCACUAGUCGACUAGGUUCUCCGGAAGAGUCGCAAUGCCGAGCCACCCGCUGCGUGUAGCGGUUGUGUGCUCGAGCAACCAGAACCGCAGUAUGGAAGCGCACAAUAUUCUCAGCAAACGUGGAUUUGAUGUGCGUUCAUUUGGGACAGGGUCUCAUGUGAAGCUACCCGGUCCUGCCCCGGAUAAACCAAAUGUGUAUGACUUCAAAACGACAUAUGAACAGAUGUACAACGACUUGGUCCGCAAGGACAAAGAACUAUACACACAGAAUGGGAUCCUGCAUAUGCUAGACCGCAACAAGCGCAUCAAAACAAGACCGGAGCGCUUUCAGAGCUGCAAGGAAAAGUUUGACCUGGUCAUCACUUGUGAAGAGAGAGUUUACGACCAAGUGCUGGAGGAUUUUAACUCCAGAGAGCAGGAGACGUUUCAGCCGGUGCACGUCAUCAACGUAGACAUCCAAGAUAACCAUGAGGAAGCCACACUGGGGGCCUUCCUCAUCUGUGAGCUGUGUCAGUGUAUCCAGCACACCGAUGACAUGGAGAAUGAUAUUGAGGAGCUGCUACAGGAGUUUGAGGAUAAGAGCAACAGGCCUUUUCUCCACACAGUCUGCUUCUACUGAUGCACCCCCCUAUCCAAAUUUGCAAUAAAACAUACCCACAUACACAAGCAAACAAACUAAACAUUAGCAUAUGGAUCGACACACACACAUGCAUACACCAACUAUAUUCCUCUGUCAUCUACACUGACACAGUACGCACAGUGCCUGCACGGCCACACACAGAACACACACACACAUCCUUUGGUCGGGACCCAGCAGAUUACUCUGGUUGGACAAAUGGUGAUGAUGGGCUUUUCCUCUAUGCAGAGGACAGGCCCAGUGCUCUCGCUCUGCCUUUACUCGCCUGGAUCAAGGUCAGGUCAAGGUCCCCCCUCCAUCCCAGUCAAGUGAAACCACUCAGCCAUGUCUCCUCAGGGAGCGCCAGUCCCCUCAGUCGAACGCCUCCUCAUUUAGCCCCUAUGAUUUUGUCAAAUAUUGCAUAAAGAUGCUGAUUGAUUUUUUUUUGUUUUGUUUUUCCAAAUGAUAUUGUAAUUGUAAUUCAGAAUAUGUCAGAGUUUUAUUCCUGAUUGAGGAUAGUGUAAAUGUGUUUAUUAGCAUCAGAGAGGAGAUCUGUUUGAGAUGAAUGCGUUUUUUUUUUUUUUUUUUU